GCAGAGUCGACGCGCCAUCGGACGACUUUCGUUGCUGCUUGUCUUUAACCAUCAUGUCUGGCGCGCCAAUAUUCAAGAUCAUACCAACCAUACAGGACUAUGACUGGGGGAAGGUCGGCGAGGCGUCGAAGGUCGCGCAGCUUGCCGCAGCGGCCAAGGUGCCAGGGUUCACGCUGAACGACAAGACGCCAUACGCGGAGCUGUGGAUGGGAACGCACCCAAAGUCGCCUUCGGUACUUGCUUCAGAUGCAAGCACAACACUAGCCAAAUACCUCGCGACGCACCCUGAGCUUAUGGGCGAGAAGGUCACCGAGAAGUUCAAGGAUGAUGACACGAAGGAGGGGAACCUCCCCUUCCUUUUCAAGGUCCUCUCAAUCCAGAAGGCGCUCAGCAUUCAGACGCACCCCGACAAGCAGAAGGCUGGUAUAUUGCAUAAGGAGCAACCUGAUAUCUACAAAGAUCCCAAUCACAAGCCAGAAAUGGCCCUUGCGCUGACGCCUUUCAAGGCGAUGUGCGGAUUUCUCCCUUUAGACAAGAUUACGCACCAUCUCAAGACCACACCUGAGCUCGCUGCCCUCGUGCCGAAAUCUCUAGUUAACAACUUCGAAGUCUUAACCACCGCCUCUGCCGCGUCGUCGGACCGCGACAAUAGCGACAACACAAAGGGGAUCCUCAAAGAGCUAUUUUCGACCGUGAUGACUCUUCCUGAAUCGACGCACGGCCCGCAACUCUCCGCGCUCGUGUCGCGCUACAAGUCUGGCAACCUGAAGGAUGGCGAGCUCAAGGACGUCGCUGAGCUCGUGCUCAAGCUCGAUGCGGAAUUCCCGGGCGACAUCGGUAUCUGGUGUGCCUUCCUGCUCAACUACCUCACCCUGGAGAAGGGUGAGGCAAUCUUCCUUGGCGCGGGCGAGCCGCAUGCCUACGUUUACGGUGACAUCAUGGAGUGCAUGGCGAACUCGGACAACGUCAUCCGUGCUGGGCUGACGCCCAAGCUUCGCGAUAUCCCCAAUCUCGUCGACGGCCUGACGUAUGUGCCGGGCCCUGGGACGAAGCACGCGGUGCAGCCCAGCGCCUUCUCCCCGCCAUCGCGCUUGUACGACCCCCCGAUCCCUGAAUUUUCCGUGGUCAUGACGGCGCUGGAGGCGGGGCAAUCGGACACGCACCGCGUCGUGGAAGGUCCCAGCAUCGCGAUCGUAACGGAGGGUGCGGCUACGGUGUCUUGGGGCAGUGGCGAGCUUCCAGUCAGCGUAGGGGACGUCUUCUUCGUUGGGAGCGGCCUGGAGCUGUCGGUCAAGGCGUCCGACUCCCUCGUCCUCUUCAGGGCGUUCGUGGAGGCAUGAGGGAACGGCUGCGCGGUCUUGGCUGCGACCUCACCGCUGAAAGGCGGCGCUCGAGUAGAUGAGGGCAUCGCGCGCCUCGGCAGAAGCAAACGUGUACGUAUAGAAGGGAAUGGAAUUGUACUGGUAUGCGCGUAGCGGCGAGCGUGCUGCAGGACGGUGUCUUGUAAGCGCAGGGAGGCGCAGGGUAAGCGGCGGGCUUCUUUCUGGAAUACAUGUGUGAUGUAUGAUCCGUCUUCUCGGGACCACCGGGGUCGGACAAGCC
Schizophyllum commune H4-8 is the source of this 1602-nucleotide messenger RNA. RefSeq names its product mannose-6-phosphate isomerase. The record is from RefSeq and is a predicted model, not a curated record. Gene Ontology annotation, biological process: GDP-mannose biosynthetic process; carbohydrate metabolic process. Gene Ontology annotation, cellular component: cytosol. Gene Ontology annotation, molecular function: mannose-6-phosphate isomerase activity; zinc ion binding. Bases 54 to 1340 code for a protein of 428 amino acids. Lineage: Eukaryota; Fungi; Basidiomycota; Agaricomycetes; Agaricales; Schizophyllaceae. The transcript has 4 exons.